Molecule: messenger RNA, 3309 nt
Organism: Fragaria vesca subsp. vesca
Lineage: Eukaryota; Viridiplantae; Streptophyta; Magnoliopsida; Rosales; Rosaceae
Product: pre-mRNA-processing protein 40A-like
Exons: 30
Coding region: 101-3187 (1028 amino acids)
Biological process (GO): mRNA cis splicing, via spliceosome
Cellular component (GO): U2-type prespliceosome; U1 snRNP
Molecular function (GO): RNA binding; protein binding
Source: RefSeq, a predicted model, not a curated record
GUCAUCUUUAAGCCGCGAAAUCAAAAACGCUUUGGGCACUUUGGCAGCUUCUUCCUCACUCAGCUCUCUGUUGUUGUCAGAGGCUGGCUUGUUUACUCAAAUGGCCAAUAAUCCUCAAUAUUCAGGGUUACAGCCUCUUCGGCCUCCUAUGGUAGGUCCCGUGGAUCCUCCUCGAAGUAUGCCGCCUAUGGGGUUUCAAUUCCGGCCAGUAGUUCCAGCACCUCAUCCGCAGGAGUUCGUUCCUGUGGCUUCUCAAAAUUUUCAGCAUGUUGGAAGAGGUGUUCCACCAAUGAAUGUUAGACUGCCUCCUCCAGUUCACCAACCUCAGUUUCCACAACCAGUGCAGCAGUUACCUGCAAGAUCUGGUCCACCAGGCCAUGGUAUGCUGCCACAGGCAAUUCCCUUACCAGUUGCUCAGCCUAUCAGGAACUUUGCACCUGAAUUGCCUGUACCUCAGCCUAAUGUGCUACCUCCAAAUAACGUCAUGUCUAACUUAAGUGCCCCACGGCCACCUCUUUCUUCAUCAUAUACUUUUGCACCUCCUUAUGGUCAAAUGCCAAGAAGUUUUAAUGAUUCGAACCAGUACCAGUAUGCACCAAAUGUUUCAUCUGAGGGACAAGUUAGGUUAUCAUCUGAUAGCCAGUCUGCUGUUGCUCCUGUACCUUUGCAGCCCACCGGUGAACGACCUUCUGUCACCACUACGGUUGCUCAAGAAGCCAGCAUCCAACCUAUCUCUCUUGGAGGGAAUCCAGCAGAGUGGAUUGACCAUAAAUCUGCUGAUGGAAGAAGGUUUUAUUACAACAGGAGGACAAAAUUAUCUACUUGGGAGAAGCCUUUAGAAUUGAUGACACCACUGGAGAGGGCAGAUGCAUCAACUAACUGGAAGGAAUUUACCAGUCCUGAUGGAAAAAAGUAUUUCCACAACAAGGUCACUAAAGAAUCAAGAUGGAUUAUACCUGAGGAACUGAAGUUGGCUCGGCAACAAGUGGAGAAGGGAUCUGUCAAGGACAUUCCUCAGGAGAUGCCUGUAGUUCAUCACUCCACAGUAACAGUUUCUCCCCCUGUAACUGAAGCUCACACAUCAACCACUACUGCUCAAGUAGCAUCAAGCCCUGCUUCGGUGGCACCUGUUGUUGCCACUAGUGAUGUUCAAACUGCCAUAGUUUCUAGAUCAUCUGCCUCACCUAUGGUGUCUUCUCCUGUAAAAGAAAAUGCUGAUGGAGUUCGGAUACCUGUUGUUACACCAUGUUCUGAUGCUUCUGAAAAUGCUGAAGCUGCUGUAACAGUCAACAAUGCCGCUGCAGAACUAAUGGAAAAUCCAAAGAAGUUACCAGCUCAGGAAUUUGUUAGUUCCGAGGGAGCUCAUUUACAGGAGAAUAAGGAACCUACCAAUGAUGUGAGAGGAGAGAAAGCUAAUGACAUUGCAGAAGAAAAACCAAUUGAUCUGGAACCUAUGAGUUAUUCAAAUAAGCUGGAAGCUAAAGAUGCAUUUAAAGCACUCUUGGAGUCUACAAACAUUGGGUCUGAUUGGACUUGGGAUCGGGCCAUGAGAGUGAUAAUUAAUGACAAAAGAUAUGGUGUUCUGAAAACACUUGGAGAGCGGAAGCAAGCUUUUAAUGAGUUUGUGGGCCAAAGGAAAAAACAGGAGGUUGAGGAAAGGCGAAUCAAGCAGAAAAAAGCACGUGAAGAGUUUACAAAGAUGUUGGAAGAAUGCUCAGAGUUAACAUCAUCCACAAGAUGGGGCAAAUUAGAGAGCUUAUUUGAGAAUGAUGAACGUUUCAAAGCAGUCGAAAGAGAUAGAGACCGCAGGGAUUUGUUUGAUAGCUAUCUGGAGGAACUUCAGAAGAAAGAAAGAGCAAAGGCACAGGAGGAACGUAAGCUCCAUAUAGUGGAGUACAGACAAUUCUUGGAAUCUUGUGACUUCAUCAAGGCAAGCAGCCAGUGGCGAAAGGUUCAAGAUCGCUUAGAGGCAGACGAACGGUGCUCACGUCUUGAAAAAAUUGAUCGUUUGGAAAUUUUCCAGGAAUAUCUACGUGAUCUAGAGAAGGAAGAGGAAGAGCAGAGGAGGAUACAGAAGGAAGAAAUAAGAAAGGCAGAACGUAAAAACCGUGAUGAGUUCCGCAAAGUGAUGGAAGAACAUAUUGCUGCAGGCGCUCUUACAGCUACAACUCACUGGCGAGAUUACAUCCUGAUGGUUAAAGAUCUACCUGCAUAUAUGGCAGUGGCAUCAAACAGCUCUGGUUCAACUCCAAAAGAUUUAUUUGAAGAUGUUAUUGAAGAGCUGGAGAAACAAUAUCAAAGUGACAGAGUUCGAAUAAAAGACGUGGUGAAGUCUGGAAAGAUUGUGCUUUCAUCAACCUGGGACCUUGAAGCCUUCAAAACUGCUGUAUCGAAUGAUAUUGGCUCUCCAUCCAUAUCAGAUGCAAACUUAAUGGUAGUAUUUGAGGAGUUAAUGGAACGUGUGAGGGAAAAGGAGGAGAAAGAAGCUAAAAGGCGUAAACGUCUUGCAGAUGAUUUCUUUCAUUUCUUAUCUUCUUUCAAGGAGAUAACUCCAUCUUCUAAAUGGGAGAACUGUAAGUCACUUCUUGAAGUUAGUUCAGAGUACAGUGCUAUUGGUGAAGAGAGCUCCUGCAAAGAGAUAUUCGAUAAACACAUCACGCAAUUGAAAGAACAAGCAAAAGAGAAAGAGAGAAAACGAAAGGAAGAGAAGGAAAGGAGGGAAAAGGAGAGGGAUGAAAGAGAGAGGAGAAGGUCGAAGCAUAGAAGGGAAAGAGGGGCAGGAUAUGAAAAAGAUAAAGAGGAACACCUUACAAAAGACGGAGAAGACACUGAAAUUAUUGACAUAAUGGAGGUUAAUGAUUCCAAAGAGAAAAGAAGAUCAGGAAAAAAUGAUGAUAAGAAACAUAGGAAGAGGCAUCAAAGUGAUGAAGACCAAACAAAUGGAAAUGAGAACGAUCGGUCUAAAAGGUCUCAUGGAUCUGGCAGUGACCACAAGAGAUCAAGACGGGCAUCUGGUCCUGAAUCAGAUACUGAAAGCAGACACCGUAGACAUAAAAGAGAUCACCGCAGUGGUUCUCGUAGAAGUGGUGAUCAUGACGAGCUAGAAGAUGGGGAAUUUGGAGAUGUUGGGGAAAGUCGGUUUGUCAACGCGUAUGUUUAUCAGUCCGUGACCAAAUGUGUAUUCUAGAGUUUGUAACUUUGUGUGGUGUUCACAUUGCAAAGCUGCUGCUGACGGCGUCGAAUAGUGUGUGGACUGUCUACUAUGUUUUUCAACACUUCAUCAAAUAUAAACGAGUUGACCAUGCCCAC